Messenger RNA from Lactuca virosa, 1631 nucleotides. The record is from the annotation of a GenBank genome assembly. NCBI's taxonomy places the organism in Eukaryota, Viridiplantae, Streptophyta, Magnoliopsida, Asterales, Asteraceae.
UCUACCCGAAAGACAUGUAUUUCGAAAUGAUACGGUUAAUUUUUUAAAAGGCAAGAAGGUGAAGGGUCAUGAAGUGCCUGUUCUGUACCCAACCGGCAUGGCUAAUCCUCUACCAGACUUGGCCGGGAUUCUUUGCCGUCGGGCUCGAGAGACAGUUCAUAUACCCUAGCUCGCACAGACGGAUUAUAGGCCUCAGCUCCCACAGACGGAUUAUAGGUCCCAGUCCCCACAAACGUUUUUGAGGACAGGUGGUAAUGAUGGAUUUGAUUAUUAUUGUUUUGAGGGUGCAGAUGCAGAGGCAACCUUUCGGUCACCAUAUACCUCACACACACCGAUGGCACCGAACAUGCCAUUGACGCCGCAUGGCUCCGCCUCUAGAGGUAUUUCAGGAGGUCACGGCUCGAAUGCGAGUGAUUUUUAUGCCUCGUCGUUGCCCCUCAUCAGCCGAGAUGGGGAAAAGUUUGGGGAUCAAAAAAUCCACAGUGCAUGUACUCGUCUCUUUUGGGAGAAUUUGGAUCAUCUGUGGGCCCAGUUCAGUGAUAUUCCAAAUGAGGCUCUUACACAGAUGUUUUCGCGUUUCGGGACCAUGUACAGGUGGCAUUCACAAGAGAAUGAGAACAUAUUUAAUGCAUUCAAAUGUGUCCUCAAGGAUAGAUACAAAGAUAGGAUGAAAGGUAUCAGGGCACAGUCUGCCAACAUGGCACGAAAAGAUGGGAAACCCCUCCUCCAAAAGUUUUGUAGCUACUAUGAUGGGAUGCAUAACUACCGCCCCGAAUGCGUACCGGAGACUGUGUGGCAACGUUUGUAUGAUCAUUGGUCCACAGAAAAGUGGCAAAAGAAUUCAAAAAUCGCUCAGCAGAACUGCAACACCACAGAUUCUAAUGGGUCAACAUCAAGACACAUUGCGGGUAGUAUAGGAUUUGACCAGCACCGUAGGAACUUAGAAAAAUUGAUGGGUAAACCACCCACACAUUAUGAUGUUUUCAUGAAGACACAUGGCACUGCUGAGUCGAAGAAAAGAGAUUUUGAGGGAAAUCAUGAAAAUCUCGAAUAUUGCUCACAGACGGCCAAAGAAGCACAAGAGGCAUAUCUACAGGGGUUGGUCAACAAAUAUGGUGAAGAUCUUGCAAACCAUAAGGAUGAUGUAGAUGUAUGGGAGGAAAGUCAACUUAGAAGAAAAGGAAAGAAGAAUGGUGCUACUUAUGGGAUAGGAGCAUCAGAUAUAUGUUUUUUGGUUUCAGAGACACCAUCUUCCCAAUACACCCAUUCCACCCAGUCGGAGAGCACGCAACAAGAGGUUGAUAGGUUGAGUGCGCAAGUUUCUAUCAUGGAACAACAACAACAACAAAUGAAAAAAAAGAAAUGGAAAUGGUUAUAAGGAUGAUAUAUAUGUCUGGAAAUCAACCCCGUGGUCCCCCCGAUAAUCCACCCGAUGACAAUUGAUAUGUAUUUUGGAACAAUUGAAUUUGUAAACACUUGUAUUGUUUGCUUGUUUUGUUAUGCUUAAUUUGUAUGGUAUUUGAGACAUUUGAAUGGUAUUUUGAGACAAUGGAAUGGAAUAUGUCAAAGUUGAUAUUAGGGACAUUUUUUGGUGUAUUUUGUAUUGUAUUUUGGACAAAUUAAAUUGAUAU